Molecule: messenger RNA, 98 nt
Organism: Trifolium medium
Lineage: Eukaryota; Viridiplantae; Streptophyta; Magnoliopsida; Fabales; Fabaceae
Source: the annotation of a GenBank genome assembly
AUGCAUCAGCCAUUGGGUUUACGUGACCCUCAUCAUCCAGACUAUAUCUGUCGUUUGAAGAAGUCACUUUAUGGUCUCAAGCAAGCGCCCAGAGCAUG